GUGGAUAGCAUAACCACACCCGCAACAGGUAACCACACCCACCCCAAUUUCCACUCCUAGUGUUGACUGUGGAGUCCUCUCAUGAAAUGCAUAUCCAUAUUCCAAUCUUAUUUUAUUUUAGAAAUGACAUGUACAAACGAAAGAUAUUCCACCAAAGGCUCGCCUGGGGGAUCACAUGACCAUCUGGGGACUUGAACAAGAUGGAAGAUUUCGGUUAAAGUCAGCCUAUGCACUUACAGCAGAGACGGAGGAAGUCAACGAGCUGGAAUCGGAUCAAAAUUGGGCGCAACUAUGGAAAUGGAAAGGCCCGAGUAGAAUCAAGCACUUCAUUUGGCUUUUUCAACAUGAUAGACUGAUGACAAACCAGGAGAGGGCAAGAAGGAAAAUCACUGACAAUAGCAGCUGCAACAGAUGCAAGGACAAUGAAGAAUCAAUCGUUCGUAUCUUGAGGGACUGUGGUAAAGCGAGGGUUGUAUGGAACAACUUCAAGGACACGAUUCAGGUCAAAAGCCACAUGUUGCCUUUUAAGGAGUGGAUGCUGAACAACCUGCUAACUGAAGAGAGAGGCGUUCAUUUUGGGAUUUUCUGUUGGAACCUUUGGAAACAACGCAACGAAGAAGUCAUGAAAACAAGAUUUAUAAUGCAAUUGGCCUCACUUGCAGGAUUCAUGCUUGGUUCAAAAUUUUGGAGGAGGUUGAAAAAUGGGUCAAAAUGACUACGAUCUCAGCUAAGAGCACCAAGACUAAGACGCAGAUUGCCUGGAAACCCCCUGAAGAAGGUUGGGUUCAAGUACAAUCUGAUGGUUCUUUCCUUCCACUUAUUGGGAGAGCAGCAGCAGGGGGCCUUAUCCGGGAUCACUUGGGGAGGUGCAUGAAAGCAUACACCUACAACCUCGGAUCGUGCUCAAUCACGGCUACAGAACUCAAAGUUGCAGCAAAAGGCCUCAGGCUUGCGUGGAAUGCAGGUUACAAGAAAGUGGAGCUGAAAAUGGACUUGACGACAACCAUUGCAAUCAUUCGCAACUGUGAAGAUGAAGAUCACAUACAUGGACACAUGGCUUCUACCUUUUGUGAACUGUUUAAUCUUAAUUGCGUUGUGAAUGUAUUCCAUGUUUAUAGGGAAGCAAACUGUGCGGCUGAUUUUCUAGCCAAUUUAGGCUUCUCAUAUUCUUUUGGCACACAUCUCUCCUAUGUAUGCGACCCAGGGCUUAGGCACUGGCCGAUCCACGAUGUACUGGACACGUCCCAGGAUCAGAUUGUCUCUUUAAUGAUUUAGGAGCACAUGCGUCACUCUUUCUACCCAAAAAAAAAAGACAUUCCGAAGACUCAAUGGAUACUUUUGUAAUAUGAAUCAUGGAUAACUGAAAUAAACCGUUGAUGUAACA
Linum trigynum is the source of this 1384-nucleotide messenger RNA. NCBI's taxonomy places the organism in Eukaryota, Viridiplantae, Streptophyta, Magnoliopsida, Malpighiales, Linaceae. The record is from the annotation of a GenBank genome assembly.